AUGGAGUCGUCAAAGCGGUCAUUUUGUAUUGCCAGCUCACAGUACUUAUCGGUCUGGGUGGCUGUGAACGUUGUACUGACAGUGAUAGCGCCACCAACCACAGGAAACUCGUGCGAUGAGAAUAAAGUCGAGUUUAGAUCGUCGUGUUUGGAAUUCGUCACUCAUGAGAAGCGUUUUGGCGAUGCAGAGUUAUAUUGCGCCGAUCUGGGUGGCCAUCUUAUAUUCGUCACCGACCAAGAGACACAGGAGUUUGUUGUUAACGCUGCGACAAAUGUGCAAGCUGAAUUUGAUGAGUGGUGGAUUGGCCUAACGGACAGGGAAACGGAAGGUGUAUUUCGUUGGUUGGAUGGUUCAGAACUGGUGUAUGAAUAUUUCCAAGAUAAUGAACCAAAUAGUCGUGGAGCUCAAAAUAAGGACUGUGUCCUUGUACAGAAACAUGAUGAAUAUAAGUGGAAUGACCUUUCCUGUAAUACAAAGUCCAGGUUUAUAUGCCAGUAUGCGAACUCAGUUAGAAAUAUGAAUUGCCAGGACUGUGGACAAUCGUGUACAAAACUUUGUAACGGCGAUACUCAGCUCUGCAAGCGUUGCAAAAAUGUUCGUUUUCCACCACCACUGCCACCCAACCAAUCCAAGAUGGCUGACAGUAAGAAUGAGGCGGGUGAUUCAAAACUUGAUGAGAUACAGGCAACACUACUUACACUAACGGCAAAGAUGGAUAAACUGAACAGAGUGGAAGACAAGCUAGAAGACAUGCGUAAAUGUGUUGAAUAUGUGAGUAACUUUUUUGAUGGUUUGAACGAACAAUUAUGUGAUAUGAGAAGAGAGAACGAUGACCUAAGAGAACAGCUUGCCAAAUCAAACAACGAAACUAACGAACUCCAACAAUACACCCGCAGAAAUAAUCUAGAAAUAGCUGGAAUAAUUGAAGAAGAAAACGAAAACACAGAUGACAUCGUUGUGAAAGUGGCUGCGGCUGCAGGUGUUACUAUAUCACCUAACGAUAUUGACAUAUCCCAUCGCUUACCCCGUCGAUCCAAUAGCCGUAAUCACCAGCCGACAUCCAUUAUUGUCAAAUUUGUAAGACGGACCAUCCGCAAUGAGUUAUAUAAGUCAAAAAAACAUCUGAAGAACAGAUCUGCCUGCAAUAUUGAAUUUGCAAGCAACAACCGAAUCUACAUCAAUGAAAAUUUAACACCAACAAAUAAACAGAUUUUCUUUGAGGCAAACCAACGCCGAAACGAAAAAAGAUGGAAAUUCAUUUGGACCACCAACGGCAAGAUCUACACAAGGAAAGAAGCCGGACACCCAGCCAUACGCAUAGCUAAACUUGGUGAUAUUGACACUGAAGAAACACCAUGUAUGAUUAGUGACAUUCCAGUCGUUGGAUACCCCCCAGGCACGGCAGAAAUUUAUGUAUCUUUUGAUCAGUAUAAUGACGAGCUGUAUUAUCGUGUAGAUUUUGGUGACGAGCAAGUCACUGACCUGCUAUCCGAACAAGAAUCUAUAACACACGACUAUCAACCUGGUAGUUACACUAUAUCGGUACUUGUAUCUUACGAUGGUCAAUUAUAUAACGAGUUAUGUCAACAAGAUGUUAGUGUUGAAGAACUUACAGUCACCAACUCUGAGGGUGAAGUGGUUUCAGAUGCUACAGUGGGAGACACAUUGACUUUUACAGCACCUGUCCAGUCUUCUCUAGGGACAUCUUUUCGAUGGCAAAUAUUUUUUAUGGGGGAAUUAAAAAACGACACAGAAGGAUCAAAUACUUUUAAGUAUACAAUUGAUGAUGUCGGUGUCUACUUGAUCAGUGUUGGUGUGUUUUCAACUUGGGAUGAGACUUUUACUGACACUAUUUUGCUGACAUCUUAUGAAGCUGUUGGGUCAUUAUAUUUGAUAAACAAUGGACCAGUGGUUGUUGGGGAACAAGUCAUUUUGAUUCUGUUUACUACUGAUGUUGGUACUAUGGCAACGUAUUUGCUGCAUAUUGGGAAUGAUACUUACGAGUUAUCGCUGCCAGAAAUCACCGAGGGAUUACCCGAGGAUGUUCUGUCAGCUAAUAAUCUACCGUUUGACCCACUGGAGACGUAUGCUGUGAUGUACGAGUAUACGUCUGACAGUAUUGGACACAUUUCUGUCGUGGCUCAUGCGUCUAACCCAGUGUCAGAUGUCACGACCACAAGUAAUGUCUUCGUGGUUAGCCAGUCUUGUGAUCUACCGACUGUUCAGAUACAAGACAUUACGAACACCACGCAGCUGACAACAUACAAAAGAGGUGUUGGAUUCACAUUGAAUACAGACGUUGUGAUCAACUGCGAUGGCCCCAACCAAGCUAUCUUCGAAUGGACUCUACAUCAAGUUGACAGCGAGGGCACUACACCAGAUGCUUCAAACCUAUACAGGAUACCAGAAACCAUUGAUAGCACGCAAACUACACUGGUUAUUCCAGCCUCCAUGCUGGACUAUGGCAUAUAUGUAUUCAAAUUAACUGUGUCUAUCGUGGACGUCAAUACUAUGGAAAUUGUGGUGUAUAAUAGUGACCAAACUUACAUUGAGAUUAUCCAGUCUGCAUUGGUUGCUAGAAUAAGCGGUGGUUCAGCUAAGGUCUAUGGCUGGGAAUCGUCACUCUUGCUCGAUGGCAGCGAAUCAUACGAUCCCGACUACACAACCGAUCUGGAUGCAUUGCAAUAUAGUUGGUAUUGUAGAAAAGCAGACGAAAUAUUUCCAGAAGACAUCUCAUCUGUUUCUGAAGGUGGUUGCUUUGGCAACGGAUUUUAUCUGUCUGAUUAUACAAGCGCAUCAUUCACAUUGAGUGCACAGACGUUAGAAGUUUCUGAAGAAUAUGUGUUUUAUUUAGAAUUCAAAAAAUUAAACCGAAUUGGUGGAACAGCUCAACAGCUGAUUAGUAUUGUCGCUGGUAAUCCCCCCAGCAUGACAAUCAGAUGUUUGCAGAAUUGUGAUGAGAAAAUGAACCCAUCAAAACGACUGGUGUUAUCUGCUCAUUGUUCCGACUGUACCACGUUAUCAAAGAUUACUUACAAAUGGGAAUUGUUAUAUGAAGACGGUACUUUGACGAACAUCGAUCUAGAUGCAAUGACGAGCACUGGUAUAUUUGGAAAGAAUCUAGCCAUCAAUGUAGAUGUUUUCACUAACACUGAUGAAAGCUACAAACUAAAACUUAGUGGCACAGUUAUUGGAAGAGAAGAAGGAUUUUCUGAGUAUGCCGUUAUCGUGAAUUCACCGCCGUCACCCGGUACAUGCACAGUAUCACCGAUAUCUGGUUAUCUUCUCGAAACUAUCUUUACCCUCAAUUGUCAAGGUUUCAGUGAUGAUGACCUCCCACUCAUGUACGAGUUUUCUGUUAUUACUGGAGGAGAGAAAAGAGCAACUAUCAAUUCUUUGGAUCAUAAAGCAGGUUCUUUGCUGUACUAUGGAAACGAUCCAUAUCGACCAUCGAUUUAUUUACCAUUGGGCCUGGCUCAGAACAAUUAUACUAUUGAUAUUGUAGUCAGAGUCUCUGACGUAUAUGGAGCUACUGUACAAGUUACUACACAUGCAAGGGUUAUGGAACCUGAAACAGAUUCAGACGCUGUCGGUGAAAAAGUUGUGGAUCUCACAAUGGCGGAAGACUCUGCGCUUGAGUCGAUGAUGAAGGCAGGAGAUAUGCAAAGAGCCACACAGCUGAUUGGUACGGUCAGUUCGUGGUUGAAUGCACAGUCAACAAACAAUACAAAACAGAAGGAAGAGGAUAAGAGACAGAAUACUGAGGUACGCACAGUGUUGGUGAAAACACUAUCCCUCAUGCCAGUGGAAUCUUUAGAAAUGUUGCAGCAGACAUCAGAUGCUAUCAACAUGGCUACACAAGAAAAAGAUGAAGUGUCAGAAGAUGCACAGGCACAAGCUGCUUCAGCAUAUGACAAGAUGGGUAGUUUUCUGAAGUCAGUGUCAUCUAGUACUGGGGGAGAAGUUGUUGAAACGGUAGCACGGACUAUCAUGUCCGGUUUAUCUAACAUCAUAGGUGCAUCGUUGGUUUCAUCAGAAAUACAAGACGACAUAAAUAAUGCCACAGACGAUGACAACAAGGAAACAAACAGCCAGUCACUAAAUGCAGGAAGACGAAAUGUGACGCUUUCUUUGCUCACAACCUUAGAAAACAUCCAGUCUGCCAUUCUAGUGAAUAAAGUCUCUGGUGAAAAACCUACAGUAUUGAAAACAGAUUUACUAGCAGUAACCCUCAACAGACAGGAAGUAGAAAGUUUGAAUAAUGCUGUGUUUCAAGAUGAAGACACUGAUGGUGGAUUCAUAUUACCUGAUUACAGCGCUUUGUCAAAAUCCUUACCUGAAAACUACUCGGAUGCAAUAGAUACACAGUUACUUCAUAUGCUGAAUAAUCCCUUUACGUGGGAUCCGUCCAGUAAAAAUGUUCAGAAAGGAAUAAUGGGCCUGCAGUUGAAAACCUCCAGUGAUCAAACAAUUCAAGUUACUGACUUGACUGCAGAUAUUGAGUUUUUUCUGCCACAGACAACAAGACAGAUUCCAAGUCAGUCAUUUACAAUGGAUGUUUCCAAUGACACCAGAGCUGUGUUGGAUUUCAAUAUCACAAGUUUAUUUGAAUCUGCAGUGAUAGGGGUUAAAAGUAACACACCCGGCAUUACGUUCCGCCUCCAUCUCAGCUUUAAUAUUCCUGCUUCUUUGGGAGAAAGUGACAGUAAUACAUCGCUACCUCGUAUUAUUCAGCAGGAUGACACAGAGUUUAAUGCAUUACCAGAUGAAAAUACCUGGUUUUUAUCGUCUAGUGAUCUGAGUGGACUAGGAACCUAUUAUGUCACUAUUGUGCCGCAAGGUGCUGCCUUAGAAGAAAAUGUUACUUUUGACGUCUAUACGUACACCACUGAGUGCCAAUACUGGGACGAAGAUGUUUAUAAAUGGCUGGCACAUGGCUGUAGGGCCGGACGGCUGACGACGCCUUCUUUGACACACUGUCUUUGUAAUCAUCUAACUGUGUUUGGUAGUUCGUUAUUUGUGAUGCCCAACACCGUCGAUUUUAUUAAGGAUGCAGCACUAUUUUUAACGUUUGUUGAUAAUCCCGUUGUAGUUUCUACUGUAGCUACUAUAUUUGUCAUUUAUCUCUUUAUUGCGGUAUGGGCAUAUCGGAAAGAUAGACAUGAUGCAGCACAGGCUGGUGUGACGGUACUUGAAGACAACGACCCAUAUGCCCUGUAUCGGUAUGACAUCACAGUACAUACAGGAUUCCGACGUGGUGCAGGCACAACUGCUAAUGUCACAGUGACUCUGUACGGUGAGAAUCAGGAGAGUGAACCUCAUGUCUUAGCCGAUAAAAACAAGAAAAUUUUACAGCGAGGCACGACAGACUCAUUUCUAAUGACUACAAACGAGAGUUUGGGUAGCCUCAAAUCCAUUAGGUUGUGGCACGACAACGUUGGUAGUGAUCCUGAAUGGUUUGUUGGUCACAUUAUGGUCCAUGACCUAGAAACAGACGAACGUUGGUAUUUUUUGUGUAACACAUGGUUGGCUGUAGACAUUGAUGACGGAUUAGUUGAUAAGUUCUUUAACACGGCUACAGAUCACGACUUGAAACAGUUCAAUCAUCUUUUUGUUGCUAAGACCGCUAAAGAUCUCCGCGAUCGUCACCUGUGGUUUUCCAUAAUAGGAUGUCCAGCGCAUAGUCACUUUACUCGUCUUCAACGUUUAUCUUGCUGUUUGUCCAUGCUCCUUUGCACUAUGUUGGCAAAUAUCAUGUUUUAUGGUAUACCAGAAGAUCCAAAUAGUCAGAAGAUGGACUUCGGUGUCUUUGCAUUCUCAUGGCAACAACUGAUCAUAGGUGUCCAAAGUGGUAUUAUUGUUCUUCCGAUAAAUAUUAUCAUCGUACAGACUUUCCGAUAUGCUAGACGUAAACCAAAGAAACAAUCUUCCCAUUCUACAGACACACAAGUACCAGAGCAUCUGGACGUGGAAGACGUCAGUAUAGACAUGUUAUCCGACGAGGAAGUUUCAAUUCUCAUGUCAGACGACUUUGAAUUCUCAUCUUCAAGCUCAUUGGAGGUUGCUUCUAAAAAGGAGUCAAAUGAGACCUUUGCAUCGUAUCACAGUUCAGCUAGCAUGACAGAGCUAAACGUUGGCUACAAGGAGUAUAUAAUUUUAAAAUUCCAACAGCUUAAUGAAGAACUUAUAGAGAAACGAGAUUCUGGAAAGUUUGAAUCCGAGGAGGAAUACGAAAAAGCCAAGAAAAAUUUGUGGACUAUGCGAAAUAUGAUUGCCAUAUGGAAUUCCCGACACAGAGUACUCAUUCUGAGGUUCUCGAAGGCAUUAAAAAUAAAACAAGAGAAUGCAGUUGUUCUUUUUGGUUACCGUGGUGGUUUGUCUAUGUUGGUACUAUUCGUGGCAGUAUUUGUUGCUUUGUUUUUGAAAUCAAUGGAUGUUGAUGAUGAUGGGAGUGAGGAAGUAGAUGAAAUUCCAGUUAAUGUUGGUAAGUGUACCUGGUCAGUUAAUGUUGGUAAGUGUACCUUGCCAGUUAAUGUUGGUGAGUGUACCUGGUCAGUUAAUGUUGAUGACUGGAAUAAACUACAUCAUAGACAUGAAGAAAUUGAAAAACUUCGUUCUGAAAAUGAAAAAUACUUUCCACCAACUCAAGAAUUAGUACACCAGAGUAAAGAAGCCAAGAUUCGAGUCAAGAAGAUGUACGCUUUGAUGCGUGAAAUUUUUGGAUAUAUCUUCUUUAUUUGGUUGCUAUUAAUAAUUGCACAUGCACAGCGAGAUAAAAGUGCUUAUUUCAUGACAAAGUCUGUGAAAGAUAUAUUUUUUAACAAUAAAAAUUAUGAAUGGGGUAAAUCUAACAUUGUUACUAAGCAACAGGGUAAAUCUAACAAUGUUACUAAGCAAUGGGGUAAAUCUAACAAUGUUACUAAGCAACAGGGUAAAUCUAACAAUGUUAUUAAGCAACAAGGUAAAUCUAACAAUGUUACUAAGCAACAGGGUAAAUCUAACAAUGUUACUAAGCAACAGGGUAAAUCUAACAAUGUUACUAAGCAACAGGGUAAAUCUAACAAUGUUACUAAGCAACGUGGUAAAUCUAACAAUGCUACUAAGCAACAUGGUAAAUCUAACAAUGUUACUAAGCAACGGGGUAAAUCUAACAAUGUUACUAAGCAACAAGGUAAAUCUAACAAUGUUACUAAGCAACAUGGUAAAUCUAACAAUGCUAACAAUGCCACUAAGCAACAAGGUAAAUCUAACAGUAUUCUUAAGCAACAGGGUCAAUCUAACAAUGUUACUAAACAACAGGGUAAAUCUAACAGUAUUCUUCAGCAACAGGGUCAAUCUAACAAUGUUACUAAGCAACUGGGUAAAUCUAACAAUGUUACUAAGCAACGUGGUAAAUCUAACAAUGCUACUAAGCAACAUGGUAAAUCUAACAUUGUUACUAAGCAACAGGGUCAAUCUAACAAUCUUCAUGAUUAUUCCACCUUCUUCAAUUGGACGUCUGACAGGUUGAUGCCUGGUCUUUAUGGUGACUACCCAGGGUUCAUUUCAGAUGAUGUCACAAGACUAGUUGGCGGUGCAAGGAUACGUCAAAUACGAAGCAAGCCAGAUUCCUGCUCAACACCUUUAGAAAUGAGAUUAGCUAUACCACAAUGCAAUAGUAGUUAUCUAGUUGACUCUGAAGAUACAACAUCCUAUUCUGAGUCAUGGCAACUGUUGCUUGGCAACCAAACUAUUAAUGCAACAUCAACAGAUCCUUGGGAGUUUCAAGAGUCCGUCAGUAACCCAUACUGGGGCCAGGCAGCCACAUACAGUGGUGAUGGUUAUGUGUGCGUCUUAGAUGGAAACGAAACUGUUGCAUUGGAUACAAUCCAAUAUGUAGAAGAUGCCUUGUGGCUUGAUUCACAUACCAGAGCGUUAUUUGUGGAAUUUACUCUGUACAAUGCAAAUAGCAAUUUGUUUAGCAUUAUCACGCUUCUCAUUGAAAGACCUGAUAUAGGAGGACUUCUGAAAAGCUAUGAAGUAUUAACAGUUAGCUUGUUCAGAUAUGCCGCUGAUUUUCAGCUUUUUGUUAUGUCUUGUGAAAUCGCCUAUAUCGGCGCCAUUUUAUUCUUUAGCGUUAUACAAAUUAUAAGGAUGGUUCAACUCCGAAAAAAAUACUUUAUGUGUGCUUGGAACUGGCUGGAACUCACCAUCAUCAUUGUUUCCAUAGUAACCAUUGGCAUCUACAUUCAAAGGGAGUUGGUGACAAACGAAACACUAAAAAAACAUCAAGAAACCCCCAACAGCUUUGUGAGUUUUCACGAAUGUGCCUUAUUGGUACAGACAUUCGAAUCCAUUAUUGCGUUAUUGGUGGUUCUGGGAACAGUCAAGUUUCUUCACCUGCUGAGAAUAAACCCUAAAGUCUACCUUCUAACAGCUGUUCUAGCGUCAUCUGGUCGAGAAAUGGCCAUUUUCACAUUAAUGCUGAUGGUUAUCUUCACUGGCUUCGCAUGCAUGGCGUAUAUUGUUGUUGGUCCGGUAGUAGCGACAUUUAGAAACAUUGCCGUUACGUACGAGACCAUUUUCAGCAUCAUGCUCGGGUACGUGGAUAAUGAGUUACGCCGAGUCAGCCCCUGGUUUGCGGCUUUUCUCAGCAUAUCGUUUGUAACUAUUGCAGUGUUUUUUGUUCUUAAUAUAUUUAUUUCUUUGCUCAUAACCACGCUGAAGCGAGUCCGACGAACUCACAAGCCAUCAAAGGACGAGGUGAUAGUAGAAAUGAUGAUUUCUAAAAUUAUGUCUAUAUGUAUGAAACCCAAGAGGGGAAAAAACUGA
Molecule: messenger RNA, 8811 nt
Organism: Saccoglossus kowalevskii
Lineage: Eukaryota; Metazoa; Hemichordata; Enteropneusta; Harrimaniidae
Product: polycystic kidney disease protein 1-like 2-like
Source: RefSeq, a predicted model, not a curated record